Arachis duranensis is the source of this 1428-nucleotide messenger RNA. RefSeq lists its product as uncharacterized. NCBI's taxonomy places the organism in Eukaryota, Viridiplantae, Streptophyta, Magnoliopsida, Fabales, Fabaceae. Gene Ontology annotation, biological process: proteolysis. Bases 1 to 1428 code for a protein of 475 amino acids. The transcript has 9 exons. The record is from RefSeq and is a predicted model, not a curated record. Gene Ontology annotation, molecular function: cysteine-type peptidase activity.
AUGAAGGAGGGAGCCAUAAAAAGACAACCCCGUAAAACCACUAAACCACAACCAUUGAGGCUAGGCCGCAAAGAACCAUCGGAAAAACACUCAGUGAUGCAUAAUAAAAAUGGGAAAGCUACCACGAGAAAGGUGCGCCUUGUCAAAGGCAAAUCAUGGGCAGACAACACAAAAUCACCUGUAGAAGGAGCUGCCUCAAAGCCUAAGGAGACACAUUUAAUAGCUACCGACUCUGAUGAGGAGGAUAAUGAGCCAAUCGCUAAGAGAAUGUGCCGCCCAUUUCAACAAGUGGGAAGCCCACAUGAUGAGAAACAAGCCAAUGACGAGGUCAAUGUCAAGCAUGAGAAAACUCCUGCAAAAAUGUUAGUUCCCAAUGAUCGCACUCCAACCAUGCUAUCAACAACAGUAGUACCACUUGAAAGAUAUGAUUUUGAGAGUGACCCUAGCAUUUUGUCCUUGCGGUGCCCGAAAAGUGAAGAACUGUGGAAAAAUAUUGAACAAGGUCAACACACAAGAAAGACACCCACCCCAUCCCCUACUCAAUCAGUGCAUCCGAGACUUAAGAAUUUAAAGUUGGACAAGAGUACAGAGAAACUAGUCCAAGGAUGGAUUCUGAACGCGUCCCUCGAUAAAGAACAACCCUUGGCAAAGUACGAAAGUAGACCAUAUCUAGUAUUGCUCAGGAAGGACCUAUGGACGUUGAAAGCUCGUAGUUGGGUCAACAACAACAUCAUACUAUGGAUGUGCUACAUAUUCAACGGAACAGCAUCAUCGAGAUUUAGACGUGAUUUUUACUGUGUGUGUCCGGGGAUAUUGGAAAUGGUCAUGCACCAACGAAAUCUGGAUGCCUUUCAUGAUACGGCAGUUCCGGUGUAUAUAGGGUUGGGUGCAAACUUCGGUGAGGACACUAGAUUCUUCAACAAAGUCGAAGCAGCUAAGAGAAAAUGGUGGUUAAUUCCCAUAUGUUUGAACAACCAUUGGUGGCUCUAUGCAUUUGAGGUGGCCAACAAAAGGAUGUUGGUACUCGAUCCUAUGCAUUCUGAGGCACCCGAUGCUGGUCGGAAUAAACUGGAUGCAUAUGCGGGGAGACUGGUUGAAGACAUGGCCAAAGUUGCCAUCCCAUCGUACGAGCGCACUACGCAUGGCCUGCCUCGUGCAUACGCCAAAGUCCCUAAGCAACCAAAUAGCUAUGAUUGUGGCAUUUAUGUCAUUAAAUUUAUGGAGAGGUGGACUGAAGACGGUCAACUUGAUGCAUGGGACAAUGUGAGCUUACCAAAACUUCUAAACUUAUUGUGCGAACGUUAUUGGAAGCUAAAGAUGUACCUCUACGCCGCAAUCAUCCAAAAAACAAGUGUAAAGAGGUCAGCACACCAUUCACAGCACCAAGAACAAGAACUCUGGUACAGCAGGCCGAAGGAUUACCCAUGA